Messenger RNA from Penicillium antarcticum, 861 nucleotides. RefSeq lists its product as uncharacterized. The record is from RefSeq and is a predicted model, not a curated record. Lineage: Eukaryota; Fungi; Ascomycota; Eurotiomycetes; Eurotiales; Aspergillaceae. The transcript is spliced from 2 exons. Bases 1 to 861 code for a protein of 286 amino acids.
AUGCGAUCGAAACCCUCAGUCAAGCCCUCGGCUUACCCGCCACUGCCAUUCCACGCGAUUCGCUUCUUCAGCUUCCUGUCCGCCAUCGUGGUCGGCGCAAUCCUAGCCCUGUUUAUCUACCACCUCCAUGCCGAUGGCUACAAAUUACCAUAUUCAUUCCUGGUGCUCCUCAUCGCAGCAGCCCUCUCCCUCCUAAACAUUCUCCUAACAACCUUGAUCCACUGCAGCUGUGGCCUUUCCCCAAAACUCUCAAUAACAGCAAACGCAAUCCUCCUCAUCCUCUGGGCCAUCUCCCUAGGCCUAAUCUGCUGGUCGCUCUCCAGCACAAUAACAGCAUCCUGCACAACAACAUACUGGGGCAACUCAACCGGCAUCUCAGUCUGCCGCAGCUACAAAGCCCUCUUCACAUUCACGAUCAUCGGCCUGGUUUCACACAUCGCCGCGCUAUGGCUGGAUAUUAUUGUCCGGCGCCGCCAGAAUCGCUUUGGCACAUACGGCGCUAUGGGGUCGCAGCCUGGUCUGGAUGAUUCUGGUGCCUUUGAUGUUAAGAUGGAUGAUCAUUAUGCUCACAAUCUUGGCACUGGGUACCGGAAUGAGCAUUUGAGGGGUGGAAGUGAAGCUACGCCUGCCCUGCAGGAUUUUGACAAUUUGCCACCGACCAAUCCCAAUUCUAGUGCUACUAUGCAUGGUGCCGGGCCGUAUGGGUAUGAGCAUGAGGCUCAUGGGGAGGUGGCGCAUGCUGGUGAUGCACAGGACUAUUAUGGGUACGAUUCUGGCGGCAUGAGCCACCGUGGGAGACAGGGGUAUCGGGAUCCGUAUCAGAGGGAGCACACAGGUUAUGAUCCUGCGGCGUAUCGCUGA